Molecule: messenger RNA, 604 nt
Organism: Nilaparvata lugens (brown planthopper)
Lineage: Eukaryota; Metazoa; Arthropoda; Insecta; Hemiptera; Delphacidae
Exons: 2
Coding region: 79-486 (135 amino acids)
Source: RefSeq, a predicted model, not a curated record
UCAAACGACAAAGCACGUUUCUUGUUUCUCGUUUCCGGUAGUGCAUUGUGAUGAUUGCAAUUUAUUAGAUUAAUAACAAUGGAAGAAUUAUCAUUGUCAAAGCGUAAAUCUCAAGAAAAUAAUAAAAAAUUGAGGUUGCAGGGAAAGCCAUACUCAACUUCAAAAGGCAUUCGAAAACCAGGAAAACAGUUACCACCUGAUGAAGCUACUUGCAAGUGUAAAUAUAAAUGCAGACAACUUACUAAAGAGGCCAAGGAGAUGCUAUUCAUUGAACUAUAUCGACUUUCAGAAAAACAGCAGGGGACAUACCUUAUGAAUCGGGUGGAAAUAGUUCCAGUUUCUAGGAGGCGGCAUGGAAAAUAUGAAGAUCCUACAGAGAGUAAGCGACAAUCAACAAUGAUAUAUACUGUUCCUACCGGUACUGGCCUCAUACAAACAGGUAUGUGCCAAGACCUUCAAAUACAUAUUCGGAUUAACAAACAGUAGAUUGCAGACACUCAACACUAAGAAGAAAUUAGGAGAUGUUGCAUACAGUGACAAGAGAGGAAAGAACCCUAACUCGCACAAGCACACAGAAAAUUUACUGAGGAAGACUGCAGCUUGA